This is a messenger RNA of Symbiodinium sp. CCMP2592, 4362 nucleotides long. NCBI's taxonomy places the organism in Eukaryota, Dinophyceae, Suessiales, Symbiodiniaceae. The record is from the annotation of a GenBank genome assembly.
AUGCAACGGGUGAGCCGGGCCAUCCCCGACCUGCAAGCGACCGCGGUCCUUAGCACAAAUGGACGUCAUAAGCUUAAAGGUUUCAAGUCCCUGGCCAGCAUUGCGUAUGCCAUCCAGCAGGAUGGGUCCCCGGAUGACUUUGUCCGGAAACUCUGGCCGCCGGCGGCUGGAUCUUCCGAAGCCAUUGUCUCUCCUGCUGCUGCUUUUGCACGUCGCCUGGUCGUACAAACCCAAGCGGUUGCCCACCCUCCUGCACCCCCGGCACCCGUCCCUGGCCCCAGCCUUCCUUCGGCUCCUGCGGCCAAAAUCUCUGCCGCCGCAGCUGAGACCAUGCGAGAAAAGUGCAUCACCGAUUACCCGGGGGAACUCCUGUCCCCGGCUAAUACUCCCAGCGUCGAAUUUCUGAACCGUCUCCGGUCCGAACUUGAUGCCCCAACGUCGCUCUGGAUUCCGUGGCGCUUGAGGACAUCUGAGUCGGAUCUGCAGCAUUUCCCGCCGGCCCCGUUCGGACGCACAGGUGUUCCGGACCCUGUGGUGGCCCAAUCCUCCGCUCCCACCUCCGGCCCAGUCGAACCUACGUUGCGCCGCCAUCUGGGCCUGCUGACUACAGCUUUUGCCUUCCUGGGUGACCUUCACCUCCGUGCCGGAAAAAUGCUUCUUGAAGCAUUUGUGGCCGCUGCCGUGGAGCAGCCUAUCGACACUACCCUCCGCCCUCCAUCUAUGCAGGAGGUCAUUGCUGCCGAACGCACCGUGUGGUCGAACGUUGCCACCCUGAUGCGCGAUGAGAAGUGGAGCCUCCCGGACUCGGUCACCGAGAUUACUGUUACGCGGCAUAUGCUCCCGAACAUUCUUGUGGCCCGGCCGCGCAGCAUCCCGGCGCCUCCGGUUAGGGAACCUGGACUCCGGAACCUUGACCGCACCCGUCCGGAGGAUGCUCCGGAGCGCCCGCCCAAGAAACCCCGUCCCACACCUAAGGGUAAGGCUAAAGCCGAAGCGAAAGCCACCGGGAAGAAGCCCAUUUCCGAGCUAUGGGACGAUUCAUGGCACUCCGUGGAUGAGUCCGGAAAAGAGAUAUGCCGCCGGUUUUGCGUUGUCUCUCCCACGCCGUGCGGCCCGUGCCCCCCGACAUCAUCUGUUACGCGGCCUGACGCUCCGCUGGUGGUUGGACCUUUGGCUCCCUCGGACACUCGAGCACGGCCCCGCUCUCCGCGCCGGACACGCCUUGGAUUUUCCUUUUCUUUUGUACCACCUCGCGUCCCGCUGGGACGCCGCAUUGGAUGCCCCGCUCCACCGACACAGCACACAGUGUCGGGCCCGCCUCCUGCCCCGGAGACUUUGACACAAACCUUGCCGGAACCUGUGUCUCACCCUGCACCUUGCAAGCACCGUCUCUUUCUUGACUUGUUCUCCGGCUCCUCGGCGCCGCUCUCCCGUGCAGUCGCUGCUCUUGGUCUGGACCGCAUUUCCCCCAUAGAUUGUCUCCACGGGGAGCAUGUGGACUUGCUUGACCCCGACACUCAAACCUCCUUGCGCCGGCUCUGCUCCAGUGGUUUGAUUGCUGUGGCUGCUGCGGCUCCUCCUUGUUCCAGCUUCAGCCGUUCCCGCCUCCGUCCAGGGGGCCCGCCGGCGGUGCGCACACCCGCACACCCUUCUGGUAUUCCCCGGCCUUCCCCACGCCAACAAGCCGAGUUGGAUUCCUCAGACCGGUUGCACACAUUCACCCGGGAGUUGCUCACGCUCGUUAUGUUGGCUGGAGGUAUUGCCAUCUUAGAAAACCCGGCCUCCAGCUUACUCUGGCUUGUCCCGGGCUGCCGAUCCUGGAUCCGCCACCACUGCAUGCAUUCGGUUGAAGUUGCCGCUUGCAGCCACGCCUUGGACUACCGCAAAAGCUGGCUUUUUGUGUCCAACUUUUCGGAUCUGAGGUCUCUCGCGUCUGUGUGCCAACAUCCUCCCGGCUCUCAUGCGACUACGUCCGGACGCCGGACUGCCUCCGGUGCUUUCCUCACACGGGAUACCGCCUGUUAUCCCUCGUCACUGUGCUCUGCGCUUGCUGACCUUUUCAAGCCGUUGCUCUCGUCACACACCGGCGAGAUCCCUUUUCGUUCCUGGCAUUCGCUUCUUCCUGCUACACUUUUCUGGCCCAUUCCGGCAAAUCGUGUGGAAGAUGGUGCCGGCACUUGCUCAUCUGCCUCUUGGUCUGUUCCCAGAGGUGCUGAUUGCUUCGGCUCCCUCCGGAAAGCCUGGUGUGCUCGCAUUCUCUCAGGGGACUUCCUGUCCAAGUUCCAAGCCAAGUUGUCUUCCGGAUCCAAGGCCCCUCCGCUGUCGGACCCUGAAUUGGCCCCGUUCCUCGAUGACCUUCGAUCCUUCCUUCGACUUUCCGCCCCGGAUUUUGACACGCUUUUGUCCGUCCCGCCGGGACAGCCUUUCCGCCUCUUUCUGUUGGAAGCGCUGUUGUCUGUUUUCAAAGAUCCGGACACCUCCUUUGUGGACUUGCUCACUGAGGGCGUCCCCCUGGGCGUUGAUUCCGAGAUGCCUUCCUGUCCGACCCUGUUUCCCCCGGCCGGACAGUCCGCUCCCACUAUGGAUUUGACACAUUGCUCCUCUUCUUGGGGCUCCGCUUUGUCGGAUCAAGCAUCCGUGGAUAGCCUUCUUUCCGAAGAGAUUUCAGAAGGGUGGGUGCGUGAAAUCCCCGGUGGACUGGACGAACUUACAGCCCGUUACCAGCAGACUGCUGUUGGGAAGCUGGGCUUGGUGAAAUCCCCCGGCCGGCCGGAUCGACUGGUCGUCGAUAGCAGUGUUUCCGGUGUGACCGAACACACAUCACUUCCCAACAAGUCCGCAAAUCCGUCCAUCUCCGGUAUUCGCCAGUGCCUUCCGCCGGAGCACGCCAUAGAAUGGCUUAUCGCGUUAAUUUUGGACGUCAGCAAAGCCCACCGCCGGAUCAAAAUCCGUGACUCUGACCGUGGCCUUUUGUGUUUCUUUCACCGGAACCGGCUGUACCAAUGCUUAACGCUUAACUUUGGUGCACGCGCCUCCGGCUUCUACUGGUCCCGGAUGGCCGGCUUGCUGACCCGUCUACUUCACCGCCUGGUCUUUGUCAAACAUUGCCUGCUGAUAUAUGUUGACGACCUGAUUGCUCUGCUUUCCGGCCCGUCCGGCCCGGUUUGGGCAGCACUGAUGUGCAUCAUGUUGCUCAUUCUCCGCGUUCCGAUGAGCUGGCACAAGGCCUACUUGGGCCCCCGGCCAACGUGGAUUGGCUGGUCUAUCUGCCUCCACUCCCUUUCUGCCACCAUGGAAGCUCCUAAGCUUGACCGGCUGCGUGACCUCCUGGCCAAAAUUCGGGGGUCAGAUUCCGUCCCGCUCCAUCUUCUCCGCAAGCUCACCGGCAAGCUCCUGUGGGUCUGCUCCCUUUUUCGACCUUUCCGUCCCAGUUUAGCUCCCCUGUAUUCCGACCAGGGCAAGCCUCCUGUCGUACAUGUUGCUCUGAGUCCGGCGAAAUGGGCUUCGUUCCGUUCCAAGCUUGACUCACACCUGGUUCUGCAGUCUGACGUGGGUCUCGCAUCCUGUCCGAAGUUAUGCACACUGAUUUCUGUCUCGGGUCGUGAGGUAUCCUCACUUUCCCAAGUCCCGGUGUCCUUCCCUGGCGAACGCCGCACCUGGAUUUCCGUGCGCAUGCCACCUGAAUCCGACCGGAAGCUUUCCAAGGAAUCCUUGGCGGUGCUGGACAUGUGGCACGCCUGCCUCGCCGAUGCUCCCCCUACGUUCCCGCUGCCCUUGGCUCGUGAAUUCCCCUGCCAGGCGUUCGCGGACGCCUGCGCCGAUGCCCAGCAUGCCGGCAUUGGUGGUUUCGUCACGCUUCCUUCCGGCAAGACUGCCUGGUUUCAACACCGGUUCUCCGCUUCGGAGCUCACUGCCCUAUUCCCCUGGUUCCCGGUUGGCACUUCUCCGCAAGCCUGCAUUGCUGCUUGGGAACUUCUCGGACAGAUCGCUCUCCUUUGGGUGAUUGGCCUCCUGAUUCCGGUUUCCCUUCACCCCAUCCACGUUGUCACCCGCUGUGAUAAUUCCCCUUCCGACUCUGCUUCGUGGAAAGGACUCUCCACUGCCCGGGGAAUUUGCUCUCUCCUUCCGGCCUAUUUUGCCUGGCAGCGUGCAUUCUGCAUCUCCACUUAUAUUGACCAUGUUCCGGGUUUCCAGAACACUGUUGCCGAUGGUCUUAGCCGAGGUGCUGACCCGACCACCUUUGGACUCCGACCUGGUGACCGGGUGGAUAUUCCGUGGGCUCUCAUCUCUCUACCUCCUCGGCCUUCAUACCAUCCGUCGAGUGCCCUGAACCUGUCCCUUUUUCCGGCUAUGGACUUCUAA